This is a messenger RNA of Tribolium madens (black flour beetle), 448 nucleotides long. RefSeq lists its product as uncharacterized. The record is from RefSeq and is a predicted model, not a curated record. The transcript has 3 exons. The coding region runs from base 4 to 327 and encodes 107 amino acids. NCBI's taxonomy places the organism in Eukaryota, Metazoa, Arthropoda, Insecta, Coleoptera, Tenebrionidae.
AUAAUGACAAACAAUAAAACGAUUUAUGUAAUUCGAUUUUUCGUAAUAAAUGAUAACACUGACAACGUUGCAAAUGAUUCAUUUGUCACAAAUGUCAAAUUUCGUGAUAAGGUUGUCAAAAUUAUGGACGAUGUUGUGAGGCGCCGUGAGGCACGAAGACGCAAAAUUUUGGAAAAUUCGCAAAACCGGUUAAAUAGAAUCACAGGGAUUGAGCAGAAGUCGCCAACAAAGUUACCGCAUUUGCAAAGUCACGAUUUUGAGACAGAUGCUCCUAGUUUUGUGGACAAUAAUGAAAGGAUAAGUGAGCUGGAUUGGCAGUUUUUGUAAAUUUUUUGUUAAUUCUGGACGCACUUAUCCUGAAACUUGAUCCCAAAUCGACUCAUCUUAACAAGAUUUUCAUACCUUUGUUCGUAUAUGAAGUGACUCAAUUUUUCUCAAGUAAGCCCAA